UCUAAGCGGACAAGCUGCGGGAAGGAGGAAGUCCGGACCCCGGGAUCCGGUCCAGGCGCGGCGGGGCCUGGUGUUUGGGACCAGACAGUCGUGCGCGUGUGCUCUGGAGAGCACCGAUGAGCUACUUAACUUUUUGCAGGGUUUGGUCUCCCCUCACCUAAGGGCAAAACUCCCGGGAAGUCGGCACAUGCCAAGGAAAAAUGAGCUCGAGGUUGACCGCCCACAGGCGCGGGAGUGAGGCUGAGCCAGGAGACGGGGUGAUGGCUGCGGGGUCCCGCGGCGCCGCGCCCUGCCUGCGAGACGGACUUCUCAUAGUGAAAGUGGAGGAAGACUCGGCCAGAGACCCGGAAUCCCACCUGCCCGGGGGCUGGCAGGACCCAGAAACUUUCCGACAGCAUUUUAGGCAGUUUCGUUACCAGGAGGCGGCUGGGCCGGAAGAGGCGCUGAGCCGGCUCAGGGAACUUUGUCGUCGCUGGCUGCGGCCCGAGAUGCGCACCAAGGAGCAGAUCCUGGAGCUGCUGGUGCUGGAGCAGUUCCUGACCAUCCUGCCCGAGGAGCUGCAGGCCUGGGUGCGGGAGCACUGCCCGGGGAGCGGGCAGGAGGCCGCGGCCGUGGUGCAGGCUUUUCAGAGAGCGCUUGUCGGGGCCACGCCGCAGGGACUGGUGACAUUCGAGGAUGUGGCCGUAUCCCCAACCAGGGAAGAGUGGGAGCAGCUGGACCCAGCUCGGAGGGACUGCUGCACGGAGACCACGCAGAAGGAUUAUGGGGACGCGCUUUCACUGCGUUUGGAAACUAGAACUGAGAACAGAGAGUUGAUUCCAAAGCAAGAAAUUUUAGAAGAAGCAGGACAACAGGGACAGCUACAGGGAGAGUCCCCAAUAAAGGGUCCCCUGUUUUCUGAGUAUGGUGAUACCCACGAGGACAAGGUAGAAAAGGAGAAAAGAAACCCCUCCAAGCUGAAAGUUGAAAAUUCCGAAGAGCAAGGAUUCACCAGAGUGUUGGAUCUCAACAAGAAUGGUUCCACUGAAGAGGAAGAUUGUAAAAAGAGUGAAUUUGGAAACAGGGCCAAAAGUGCAAAUUCUGUUCUUUACCAGCCCAGCCAGACAACAGAGAGGCCUAUUAAUGGUGUUGCCAGUGGGAACAGUUGCAAACAGAGUUUAGAUGUGGUGAAAAGUCAGAUGGUGAAAUCUCACACAUCUGUUGGUAGUGAGGAAAAUUUCCAUAGCUCUGGCCUUUUUGGGACCCAGAGGCGGUUCCGUGAAGAAAGACCUUAUAAGUGUGAUGACUGUGAGAAAAGUUUCAAACAGCGUUCUGAUCUCUUUAAACACCAGAGAAUCCACACUGGUGAGAAACCCUAUGUAUGUCAAGAAUGUGGGAAAAGCUUCAGUCAGAGUGCUGCCCUGAUUAAGCAUCAGAGGACUCAUACAGGCGAAAAGCCAUAUAUGUGUCCUAAAUGUGGGGAAAGCUUCAGACAGAGCUCCCAUCUAAAUCGGCAUCAAAGAAUCCACUCAGGAGAGAAAUACUAUAAAUGCAACGAAUGUGGGGAAACCUGCCAUAUUUCCAACCUUUUUAGACAUCAGAGACUACAUAAAGGGGAGAGACCCUACAAAUGUGAAGAAUGUGAGAAGAGCUUCAAACAGCGCUCUGACCUCUUUAAACAUCAGAGAAUCCACACAGGAGAGAAACCUUAUGGAUGUUCUGUUUGUGGGAAAAGCUUCAGUCAGAGUGCAACCCUUAUUAAACACCAGAGAACUCACACUGGAGAGAAACCUUAUAAAUGUCCUGAGUGUGGGGAAAGCUUUAGACAAAGUUCGCACCUUAUCCGACACCAAAGAAUCCAUAGAAAUAAAAUCUCAUCGUUUUGACAUGCUUCUGCAUGAUCUAUUUUGUUGGUUGUUUUCAAUGUAUAGAACUAUAUCCUUUGGUAUUUGGAUUAUGUCAGCCACUCAUGGAUCAUAUUUCCUUGGGUUUUUCACACAAAAUAGAGUCAGUCUGACUUGAGUCUCUCAACACAUACUAUUGCAAUGAAGGAAGAAUGUAUAAGUAGGGUGUCCCCACACAAGAUGAGGUGGUUCUGUGUAAGAGACUUCUGAUUAUAAGAAAAAGGCUGACGUGUACAGAAUUCUGUUUAUGUCAUCAUUUCACUCUUCCUACUUUUGCUUUUGGAUCAAAUCUUGCCCACUCCAAGUACUUCCCUAAGGAUUUAUUUUUAGUCACUUGACAUCUUUCUACCAAAUGGAGGAGAGGACUUUACUUCAUAAGUCUUACAGCCACUUGUAAAGUUCAGUGUCUACAAGAGGCAUUCUAUUUUUCAAUUUUAAAAAAAUUAACUAUGCAUCAUUCCUCUCUUUCCCAUCCAAGAAGUCUAGGGGUUCGGUUUUAUAACUUUUGUUGAUUUCUUUGAAAACAAGAAAUGCAAAGCAAAUCCUCCCGAUACACACACAUGUGAAUUCUGUCAUUUCCUUGUCACAGCUUAUUAAAUAGGGUAACUUUUAGUUCCUGAAAAAGGUCAAAACUAAACCUUUCACUAAGAGUUUUUGUGGGUCCUUGUGAUAUCAGAAAUCCUAAAAUAUGCUUUCUUCCAUAGAGGAUUCUUAAUGUCUGGGACAUAAGGAAGUGUUCCCACAGGAUUUCCUUGGGGGCACUCCAAAAGGGAAAGACUCCGGGGCCAGAAGCUCCUUCAGUUCUUGCUUGUUAGUAGUGGUUGUUGGUAUUAUGUAUGACUCUGGUCAGAAAGUGCAUUCACAGACAUUCUUCUAUUUGGUUUCCAAGCAAUCCUAUGAAGUAAGUAAGAACCAUUGUCAUCCCUGGGUACAAAGAAAGACACUGAGACUGAUGCUUGAUGCUUUAAGAUUUCAGGUGAUCUGACUGUUCGACCAAUAAACUUAAGCACACUGCCCCUACACACACAUCUUGCAUUAGUGAAUGGCCCCCUCCCCACAAUUUGGUUACUGCAUCUCACCCCCCUCGGCCUCUCUGCUCCAGCCAGAGCAUCUUUGCAUGGUGAACUGUGGACCCCAGUAGAGGGGAUGGAGGAGCAGUGGGUGCAGGUGUAUACACUCAUGUCAUGACCCAAAAUACAAGCUCUCAAUGAGGUUUAAACUUGAUCACUCUUCUACUUUCCAGCACUAUCAUUUUUUCCACCCCUGUAAACAAAUGAAGGAAGGAUGUAGGGUUGGCUUUAUUGUCCCUGUUGGGUUAAACUGUAGGCGCAUGACUUGUCUAAGAACUCAGGUUAGAACCUAACUCUAUCCUAUCAUCUUCCAAAUUCUUCAUUCAGAUCACAUCUUAUAUCCAAAUUCUUUUAGAACCUUUAUUUUUUAAAGUCAAGGGAUAUAAGCACGUUAUUGGAAAUUUGGAAAAAUAGUAGAGGAAAAAUUACCUGUAGUUUCACCACCCUGAUCUACCUGUUACUGGCAUUUUGAUGGCUUUUUUUUUCCUUCUGAUUUUUUACUCUUUAAUUUUUAAAGAAUAACAAUCAUAGUGCAUAUAUAUUUUAUAUCUUUAAAUUUAACAAUAUGCCUUAGGGUAUUACAUGGUCUUUGUAACCAUCCUGUUUAAUGGCUUUGUCACUUUCAUCAAGUGGGUGUAACGAUGGGACCAUUUUCCUUUAAUUGGACAUUUCAGGCAUUUUUAACUUUUUAUUGUCAUCAGCAAUCUGUAUUGAAUGUAAUUUUAGAAUAACUUGAAUUGUUCUUUAGAAUCUAAGGUUGGGUGCCCAGAAGUUGAAUUCCUGAUCUGUGUGUAAACUUUUAUGUAUUUUUACAGCUCUUCCCAAUUGCCUGCCCCCAAAGGGAGUGCCUAAUUAUACUCUAUUUUGAGACAUUCACUCUACCCUUUGUCACCUUACCUAGUUUAAUUUUUUUUCCCUAAAUGGACAAAAAACAAAAACAAAUUAAUCACCUUUUAGAACUCCCCUCCACUGCAGUUACCAUAGAAUAAUGUAGGUUCUCUCCUUUGACCUUUAUAGCCAACUGGAGGGAAUUGUGAGAAAGCUGGCAUAGGUGUAGUAAGGCUUUAGAGUGUCAUACUGAGAAACUAACUUUUAUUUCAGUGAGAUUCAGUAAGAGUACUGGGCUGAGAGUGAUGAGAUGUGUCCUAAGUAUCAGUUUAAGUAUACCCUGAGCUGUGUCACUUUGAGAAAGAGGACAAGGACCCAAUAAAUAGUUAUAAGAUUGCUUUUUUUUCUGUACAGCAAUUCCUUUGCUCUACUUCUGUUUUAUCUAUUGGCUUUCCCAUGUAAGAAUCAAAGGAGAAAGCCCUAAAAGUUAUGCCAGUAUAUCUCCCAGGCUUAUCAAUACAAUUUACCCAAUUUCAUAGAGCUAGUAAGGGAUCAAGCCAUAUUAUAAUCUGGUACAGGCUUUUGACCCUAGCCUAGUAUUCUUUUUAUUAUAUAAAUUGCAAACUCACAAUGCACUGUCAUCUCUGCAUUUCUAGUUUUUCCUCCAUUUUUGCCUUUUUCCUAUACCUUUUCCUAGAGACAUUUACUGUUGCUUAAAUGCUACUUGAAUUUUCCACAUAUUUCCACAUAUAUGCCUUUUGCCAGAUGUUUCCUCUGCUUAGAAUCCCAGCUCCCAUUCCGCAGUCCCCAAAUCAUCAAAUUAAUAAAGGAAAUUAAAGUCCCCAAUCUAAUGAAAACAAUUUUAUAACGUCUCUUCUCAAUGAUCCCACCCUAAGACAUUUCCGUUACUAUAACGCUAUCUGUAGGUUUUGCUUAGUGCUUACCCUGCAAACUGAUACCUACUCUAAGUUAACGUGAUCACUGGAUUGUAAAGCGUGAGAACAACCUCAUUACUCUUUAUAUUCUCUCACAGCA
Molecule: messenger RNA, 4816 nt
Organism: Choloepus didactylus (southern two-toed sloth)
Lineage: Eukaryota; Metazoa; Chordata; Mammalia; Pilosa; Megalonychidae
Gene: ZNF394
Product: zinc finger protein 394
Exons: 3
Coding region: 201-1865 (554 amino acids)
Biological process (GO): regulation of transcription by RNA polymerase II
Molecular function (GO): DNA-binding transcription factor activity, RNA polymerase II-specific; RNA polymerase II cis-regulatory region sequence-specific DNA binding
Source: RefSeq, a predicted model, not a curated record